Molecule: messenger RNA, 321 nt
Organism: Paramecium sonneborni
Lineage: Eukaryota; Ciliophora; Oligohymenophorea; Peniculida; Parameciidae
Source: the annotation of a GenBank genome assembly
AUGGAAUUUAAUGAUAAGGAUUAGCUGGAUGAAAUUGAGAGUCAUGAAAGAUUUAUGGAAAAUUUGAUUAAAGAGAAAUAAUUAAGGACAUAAAUUGAAGAACGGAGAUCUUAAAAUUAGGAAUCAAGACUUUUGAAGAGGUUGAAGAAUUUUUAAUUAAGAGAAAAUAAAAUUAAAAUAAAGUUUAUGUUUAUGUUUAAGAUUCUUAAGGAUAAGUAUUAUUUUAAAGAUGAACAACAUUCAUAAAUGUAUUUCAUGGAAAAGAUUAAAAUUAAUCAUUUUUUGAAAAAGAAUAAUAACUUUGCUAGAAAUAAGGAUUGA